This is a messenger RNA of Phyllostomus discolor (pale spear-nosed bat), 3009 nucleotides long. RefSeq names its product chromobox 2 (gene CBX2). Lineage: Eukaryota; Metazoa; Chordata; Mammalia; Chiroptera; Phyllostomidae. Gene Ontology annotation, cellular component: heterochromatin; PRC1 complex. The record is from RefSeq and is a predicted model, not a curated record. Gene Ontology annotation, biological process: negative regulation of transcription by RNA polymerase II. The transcript has 5 exons. Bases 66 to 1664 code for a protein of 532 amino acids.
UGUGCGGCGGCGGUGCGGGGAGCGGCGGGCGCCGCGGUCGGGCGGGCGGGCGCGCGCGCGGCACCAUGGAGGAGCUGAGCAGCGUGGGCGAGCAGGUCUUCGCCGCCGAGUGCAUCCUGAGCAAGCGGCUCCGCAAGGGCAAGCUGGAGUACCUGGUCAAGUGGCGCGGCUGGUCUUCCAAGCACAACAGCUGGGAGCCGGAGGAGAAUAUCCUGGACCCGAGGCUGCUCUUGGCCUUCCAGAAGAAGGAGCACGAGAAGGAGGUGCAGAACCGGAAGCGAGGCAAGCGGCCCCGGGGCAGGCCGAGGAAGCACACGGUGAUGUCCUCCUGUGGCCGCCACUCCAAGCUCAAGGACGCCGACACCGCCUCCAAGUGCAAGUCCAGCAGCUCCUCCUCGUCCUCCACCUCCUCCUCGUCUUCCUCGGAUGAAGAGGACGACAGCGACCUGGACGCCAAGCGGGGCCCCAGGAGCCGGGAGACCCACCCGGUGCCUCAGAAGAAGGCGCAGAUCCUGGUGGCCAAGCCUGAGCUGAAGGACCCCAUCCGGAAGAAGCGGGGCCGCAAGCCCCUGCCCCCGGAGCAGAAGGCGGCCCGGAGACCCGUGAGCCUGGCCAGGGUGCUGAAGACCGCCCGGAAGGACCUGGGGGCGCCCUCCGGCAAGCUUCCCGCUCCGCUCAGCGCCCCCGUGGCCGGCCUGGCGGCGCUGAAGGCCCACGCCAAGGAGGCGUGCGGCGGCCCCAGCGCCAUGGCCACCCCGGAGAACCUGGCCGGCCUGAUGAAGGGGGUGGCCGGCAGCCCCGGCCGGGGCGGCGUCAGCUGGCAGAGCUCCAUUGUCCACUACAUGAACCGCGUGAGCCAGAGCCAGGCCGCGGCGGCCAGCAGGCUGGCGCUCAAGGCCCAGGCCGCCAGCAAGUGCAGCCUCGGGCUGGACCUCAAGGUGAGGACGCAGAAGGGGGAGCUGGGGUUCAGUCCCCCAGGAAGCAAAGCCCCAAAGGCCCCCGGCAGCGGGGCAGUGGAGCAGAAAGCGGGGAACGCGGCAGGGCCCCCGCAUGUCCACGGCAGCGGCAAGGUCCCGGCCAGUUGCCUGAGCCCCCAGCCUGCACCCACCCAGGAGCUGAGCCUCCAGGUCUUAGACUUGCAGAGUGUCAAGAACGGCACACCUGGGGUGGGCAUGGUCGCCCGACACGCCUCGGCCAACAAGGGCGUCCCUGCCACCGUGCCGGGCGCUGGGAAAGGGGCCGGGGCUGGUGCCGCCGGGGGCAACGGGGCUGGCGUGCUGACAGACGCCAGCAAGAGUGAGAAGCUGGCAUCCAGGGCCAUGACCGCACCUGCCCCUGCAGGCAAGAGAGACUGUGUCAAGGCCAGUGUGGCCCCUGGAGGGCAGGAGGCGCCCGGGGCCCAGGGCGACCCCCGCAAGGCGGCCGCACUGCUGGAGCUGAGCACCGGUGAGGAGAACAGCAGCUCCGACUCGGACCCCGACUCCACCUCGCCGCCCGGCGCCAAGCAGAACCUGUCUGUGUCCGUGCAGACCAGCCAGGACUGGAAGCCCCCGCGCAGCCUCAUCGAGCACGUCUUUGUCACCGACGUCACUGCCAACCUCAUCACCGUCACGGUGAAGGAGUCCCCCACCAGCGUGGGCUUCUUCAACCUGCGGCACUACUGACCGAGUGGCCGCCGCCGCCAGGGCCUCCCCGCCCGUCUCUGGCCUCUGGCCUGCUCCAGAGGGGCCGCGCCCCACGCCGUCUCUGGGGGCCGGGGGGCCUCGAAGGGCCGGCUCGGAAGGCUUUCUCCCCGGACCCCGGCCCUGCCUGUGAGGUCUGUCCAGGGCGCCACCUUGAUGCCUUGCAGGGCCUGGCCUGGUCCCGCUCCUACCUCUGGGCCUUUGCUUCCCACCAGCCUUGGGGAGUCCAGGCAGCUGCCCAGGGCUCGAGCCAGACCUCACACUCCCUGCUUACCUGCCUGCAGGGCAGGGGGUCGGCGCUUCUCCUGGUGCAGAGGGGCUCUUCUGCCCACUGGGGGUGACAGAGUGUAUUGGGGGCGUGGGGGGCGCCCAACCGGGCCUCCCUGGUUGCAACUGCCCCUCAGAGCCGCCUGAGCUGGCAUAGGCAAGGGGACCUGCUGUGUCUGCCUUCCCCCACUGACAGCUGAGGGCUGUGGCCUUAAUGUGAAAAGACAGGUCUUGAAGUGGAGGGGGUGGUGGCUGGGAACCCGAGAGGUGAGCUUCGGUGCCAGCUAACCGUGGUUCAGCCGGACAGCUGCAGGCCCUGGGUGCCGACCCGGGAGUGCCACUAGGCCGGGAGGGCUCCGCCCCAGAGCUGUCGGACCUGAUCGGCCUCUGAGUUCAGGGAACAGGAGGAGGAGGUGCGACUGGCUGUCAGCAGGCCCCUGGCACGGAGCACCGAGGCCCAACCUUGGCCCCACACACGGCCCCCGCCCACUGGCCGUGCGGCGGCCUUGCCCUGUCCCCACCCUUGGAGAGGUGCCACCUUCCCUGACAAUCUCCCCGCCUCCGGGGGCUUCGUGUCCUUCCCAGCUGAGAAGCUGGCUCCCCAUAGCAUUUGGGGAGUAGGACAAAAUCAGUGACCCACCUGGCCAACAGCCCCAAGAAAGGCCAGACCUGCUACCACCACACACCUGCUGGCUGGCUGUCCGGGGGUGCUGCCUCAUGUAGUGACCAGCAUCGGAACUGGGGGCAGAGACAUGGGUCACCUUGGUGGGGACCAGUGCGUAUUUGCAAAGCCAAAAAAAUGUGGGGCUUUGGGAGACACUUCAGUUACUGGUUACAGCUGGCCAGCCAGGGUGGGACUCUUUCCUCUGUCCCCAAGGCCUUAACUGCAGGGGAGCGGGGCCCAGGCUCCCUCGGUGGGCUGUGGUCUCCGAGCGUGGGGCCUGUCCCGCCUGCAGGGCCCUGGCCCCCCGCCCUCCAUGCCAAAUAAGCAUGGCUUCUGUGUAGCCGAACCGCUUUCAGCAGCGUGCCUUUGGGGACAGCCUGUGUCCGGGACCUCACG